This is a messenger RNA of Knipowitschia caucasica, 1989 nucleotides long. NCBI's taxonomy places the organism in Eukaryota, Metazoa, Chordata, Actinopteri, Gobiiformes, Gobiidae. The record is from the annotation of a GenBank genome assembly.
AUGGAUAAUGUUCUUUUUCUCACAUGUUUUCGUGUUUUGUGUCUUCUGCUGUAUUGCUCUUCCUCUGAUGCACAACAUUUCGAUUUUCAGCCCUCCUUUAUGAUCACACGUGGACCUUUAGUUACUGCACUGCUGAAUGGAAGCAUCUCAAAUAUAACCCUGAAUCUGCAAUCAAUAUCACCUCCCAAUGAGACUGACAGCUUUGAUCCUGCUUCAUGUGUGCCUGGUGUGACACAGUGGAUUAUGACAAGUGAACGCAUUGCAAAAAAUGCUGUUCAAGUCAAAAUUUACGCUCUGCUGAUUUCUGGCAAUCCGCUAUUUGAUAACAAAACAAUUAUUCAAAAUCAAGUGUACCGGCCUUUGGGAGUGUGUCCAUGCGACCUUACUUUCAAUACUUGUGAUUUAUGGUGCUGCUGUGAUGAGGACUGUUCAAGUAAAGAUUUGCAUCUUUUCAAGUUCCGAUGUCUUCCUGGGCCAUUUGGUGGUCAGUUCCCUGAUCCAGAGUACCAGUGCUCAUCCCAGUCCACGCAGAACUCCCCAGAUUGGUAUCCGUUCUUGUGUGUCACCUCCUCACCUGAAAAUAAUCCAUAUCUUGGACUUUUCUACCAUGGAAACACAAUAGCCUUUAAACCUGGUGUAUCCUUCAGAGGACCUGUGUCCCAAGCACCAGAAUUGUUAAAUAUGUAUAUUGAAGGAAGCCCUAUUUUAACAAUAAACGAUCAGUACUUUACAAUUCCACAGACACUCAAUGGACAUUGUGUAAAUAAUGCUCCAGUGGCUUUUUUGAGAGACUUUGAUGUCACAUGUGUGACCCCACUGAAGGCUUGUCCAAUGGAGUCUCCAUUGCAGACAAUACAUGAACAACUAAGAGCUAUUGUGAAGAAUGGUGUUGGUGGAAAUGCUGUGGUGGAUGUAAUUGACAAGCUGGUCACUGAAUUAAAUGACUUCAUUACAAGCAGUGGAACCUCUGACGCUUCAGCCUUAGUGUGUGAAAACAUCACCUUGGCCCUGGAUUACAACUUCUACUGGAAAGAAAAUGGCAUAACUGGGAUCACACUAACUCGCACUGUUGGCUCUGUAACUCUCUAUGACACAAUGCGAUUGACAACAAGAUACUCUGCAAAGUUUCUAUGUGGAGACAUUUUGAGUGAACCCAAUUCAGGAAAUCCAGGGUAUCAAGUAGGGAGGCCUGUAAUUGGAGGAAUUCUUAACACAUCAAUGGAAAACAAUACUGCAUCAAUAGCUAGGUCGCCAAUAAAUCUGUGGAAGCCAGUCAACAGUGGACUUUGUUUUAAUGCUGAUGUGAGGCCUGUGCUAUUUGGUGAGAAUUCAACAUCUGGAUGUCUGCUUCCUGUCAGUCUGCAAAAUCUUACUGAAUGUAGUCUCCUGAGAGCUACUGUGAGUUCCCUCCAAGAAGCACUCGUUGAAGCCACAUUGGUUGCUAGAAUUGGUCGCCCUGAUCCUCUAACUCUAGCAGACUGGAUAAAUAUCAGCUAUGUGACCUUGAAUUCCAGCAUAGAAGAAGAUUCAAACAGCUCAUGCAAUGAUAUACCAGCGCAUUUUCACAUCUAUGUGUGGACUCAUGUCACUGGCUUUGUAGACGGGAUUCCUCAGAAAGAAUUGAAAGACGUGCAAAUGAGCUAUAGUCUGUUUUCUUGGAAACUGGAAUGUGGAGGAGGGGAUUCAGCAGCGUGUUUGGAUCCAGCAGAAACACAGUUGCUUCCCAUCACUUCCUCCGCCACAUUCAUUGAUAUUCCUUUAAACCCAGGACCACCCAAAAACAGAUAUCAAAUAAAUUUCACCGAGUAUGACUGUGACAGGAAUGAUGUAUGUUGGCCUGAGCUCGCCUUCCCUAUGACCAGGUUUUACACUGGUGAGCCGUAUUCUCAAGCUCUGGCAAAAGGCCUCAUUUUGGUGUUCUUCUUUAUUGUUGCUUCGGUUCUGGGAACUCCUUGGAGGCAAAUUCGGCAGAUAUGGAUCUCAAUUUAA